AUGGCACCUUCGCUCUCUGGCCAGAGCUGUAACAUGAAAACGGCCGUCCUCGCUGGCAGCAGAGCUAAAGUGGAGCUAUUUCAGGUGCUGUACUUCAAUCGGCCGGCGCGCAGAGACAUGACAGAAUGGACGCUGCUGAAGCGGCUGCUGGACGCCGUGCACCAGCACUCCACCAUGAUCGGACGCCUCUGGCUCACAAUAAUGGUGAUUUUCAGAUUGCUGAUCGUCGCAGUGGCGACCGAAGACGUCUAUACUGACGAGCAGGAGAUGUUCGUGUGCAAUACUCUCCAACCGGGAUGUCCAAAUGUCUGCUAUGAUGCAUUCGCGCCAAUAUCGCAACCACGUUUUUGGGUCUUCCAGAUCAUCACGGUAUCCACGCCGUCGCUUUGUUUUAUCAUCUACACCUGGCACAACUUAUCCAAACAACCCGAAUGUGAGCAGAUAAAGGAAGCGCUUGAGAGGAGCUGCGAUUCGGAGAGCUGCUCCAUUAAAUCGCAUAAACACCUGAAUCCAAGCCUUGAAGGAAUCACCAACCAGAAACCAUCGCAAGCAUCGAAAAGUUCUUCGGGAGUCCUUUCAAAGUAUUACAUCUUCCACGUUUGCUUUCGUACCAUCCUUGAAGUGGCUUUCGUAGUGGCUCAAUGGCUGCUGUUUGGAUUCCGCGUCCCAACUCAUUUCAUUUGUACGUCUUCUCCUUGCAUGCAAAGAGUCGACUGCUACGUUUCACGUCCCACAGAGAAAACCGUAUUUCUGAUCUUCAUGUUCUGCGUGGGAGUGUUCUGCAUCUUCUUGAACUUCUUAGAGCUCAAUCAUUUGGCUUGGAAGAUGAUCAAGAAGUCUGUGCUGGUCAAGGAUGGAUCAUGGAAGGGAUACGGCGCUAUAAACCAAGACUCGCAGUCAAUCGCUUCAUUGACGUUUAAAGAUGUCCCCAGCACUACAUCACUACCGACUCUUGAUCUAGUUGUGGAUCACCAACCGGACUGGAUUUGUACUGCAAACUGCUCAACAAAGAAGGACAAUAGAGGAACACAGAGUAAACCGAAGACAAACAGAAAAUCAAAACAGAGGAGCACUGAGGUUUGGAUAUAAAAGUCAAUCACGGACAAUUUCCAGAGUCUUAAA
Messenger RNA from Danio aesculapii, 1122 nucleotides. It is a transcript of the gene gjd6, whose product is annotated as gap junction protein delta 6. The transcript has a single exon. The coding region runs from base 1 to 1089 and encodes 362 amino acids. NCBI's taxonomy places the organism in Eukaryota, Metazoa, Chordata, Actinopteri, Cypriniformes, Danionidae. The record is from RefSeq and is a predicted model, not a curated record. Gene Ontology annotation, biological process: cell communication. Gene Ontology annotation, cellular component: connexin complex.